This is a messenger RNA of Pneumocystis murina B123, 645 nucleotides long. RefSeq lists its product as hypothetical. Gene Ontology annotation, molecular function: transcription coregulator activity. Gene Ontology annotation, biological process: regulation of transcription by RNA polymerase II. Gene Ontology annotation, cellular component: core mediator complex; mediator complex. The record is from RefSeq and is a predicted model, not a curated record. The transcript has 2 exons. The coding region runs from base 1 to 645 and encodes 214 amino acids. Lineage: Eukaryota; Fungi; Ascomycota; Pneumocystomycetes; Pneumocystales; Pneumocystaceae.
AUGAACUGUUCUGCAUUUGACACCCUAGCCACUACAGCAACUGCAUUUUGUAACUUAUUUAUUAACCCUCCUAACCCAACAUCAAUUUUGACCCAAACAAUAAAACUUCUUGAAGCAAAUGCUGCAUUUCAACAAUUACUUGAUCAACUCGCUAUUCAUCAAAGAAAUAUAAUACGCAUUAAAGCGUUAAUUGAUGAAACAUCUGCUCUUAAUCAACAAAUUGAUAAAUGUUUACAAUAUCUUUUAAAUUCACGUCAACGUCUUCAUCAAACAAAUCUUAGUGAUAAAACUUUUUUAUCAGCAGAGAAAAUUCCACAUACAAUGCUUCUUGAUUACGCAGCAAAAAUCUCCAAAUAUUCAUCAGCGCCAGAUGGCUAUAAUCCAGCAAAAGGCUUUUAUGGAACAACACCUGCUUAUUUUCCAUGGCCACCAGAGGACGCCAUGAGAAAAGGCGUACUAAUGGCACCACAAGUAGAAUCUAAUUUAUUCAAAAAAACAAAAUCAUCACCUAUAAAAAACGACAUACAUGUUAAUGAUUCAGAUUUAAUAACACAGAUUACGCCUCCUUUAAAAAAACCAAAAACCAAUGUUUUUAUAGGUCUUGAUUUAUAUGACCCUAAAGAUCAAAAUGAAUCAAAUCAUUAA